AUGAAUAUUAAGCCUGAGGUUUGUUACAUUCGCGUUUGUGAAGAUGAAAGUACGCCUGUUGAAUUGCCUUUGGAGGAGGACAGUACGCUGCUCCUCAGUACGCUGACUGCACAGUUUCCUCGCGCGACUUCCCUAAAGUAUAACUCUGAGUCUGGUUGCUUGCGUGGUGUAAAAUUUUCUGAAGGCCGUAUAUUCCCCCCUCCAGAUGGUUGGCAAGAGAGAGUGUAUAAGAUUGUUGCAUCUUAUUCUAAACGAAAAGUCGACGAUGAAGAGGCUGGUAAUUUGGCGAAGACCAAGCGUCUGGAUGGCAGAAAAUGCACUGAUUUAAUUGUUCUUAAUCUACCGUGGAGAGUUGAUGAAGCUGCUUUAAAGUCAUAUUUCUCAAGAUAUGGAGAAGUUGUUAUGGCUCAGGUCAAAAGGGAUCCCAACACAACUCAGAGCCGUGGUUACGGUUUCAUUCGUUUUCGUGAGUAUGAUGCUCAGGUUAUGUGCCUUGCUGAGCGUCACUUUAUUGAAUCUAGGUGGUGUGAU
Rodentolepis nana is the source of this 531-nucleotide messenger RNA. NCBI's taxonomy places the organism in Eukaryota, Metazoa, Platyhelminthes, Cestoda, Cyclophyllidea, Hymenolepididae. The record is from the annotation of a GenBank genome assembly.